GGAGGGAUGGAGGGAGGGAGUCAGCAAACACAGCAAAAAGGCAGAGCAGAGGAGAAGAAAGGGAAGAGAGAGAAGGGAAGAGAGGGAGAUAAAGGGGUGAUGUGAAUCUCUGACAGUACCAAAGUCAAGAGAUGCAAUGACUAGAUGACCAUCCACUCCACACACCAGCAUCCUGUCCUGGAGCCUUGACAGGAGGAGGACACGAAAAAGAAAAAAGAAAAACAACCAAACCACACAGACUCAAAGGUAAACACUCUUCAGCCCAUAUCAGCGGAUCAUGUCUUCUACGGGGUCAACCAACCACAACAAGCGUCUGGCAUCUGAAACAGACAACUCUCAAAAGGUGCGUGAAAAGGAUUCUGCUCAGCACCUUAAGCUGAAGGACAGACAACGGUUCUUCGAAGACGUCUACCAGCAUGACUUGGACAAUUAUUUACCUUCUGCACACUUGCAGAUCGACUGCAGGAAACCCCCUAUGGGUAGUAUCUCAUCUAUGGAGGUGAAUGUGGACGUCCUGGAGCAGAUGGACUUGAUGGACAUAUCGGAUCAGGAAGCUCUUGAUGUGUUUCUCAACUCAGGUUCGGGAGCAGAUGCGGGAGCGCUGACGUCUCCUCUACCAGAUGGUGAGGACGAGGAGGAAGAUGAGGAGGAUGAAGAUGCAGAGGUUGUCUACAGGGAGCGUGCAUCUUUGAAACGGCAACAUGAAGUUUACCGCGGCUCACAGUCCCGCAUUUCGUCUACAUCGUCUGGUUCCAGUGACACCAGUGUGGGCGGAGUCGACACGCCUGUGAUCCAGUCAGAUGAUGAGGAAGUUCAUGCCGACACUUUGCUGCUGACCUCUGUUCCCCAAACCAGGGAUGAAGAAACAGAAGAGGAAGAUGAGGAGGAGAGAGGCCUUCCAACUAGUCAUAGCAAAGACUGACUUUUACAGCCUCUAGAGCCUGAAACUUCUCUCUGUCUCCACAUUCCUUUCAUACCAUCCAUAUGGGUUGAAACCUCAGCAUGGUUCACCUGGCUGUAACAUGCUAUGUCUUUUCAGUGUUUUCAUGAUAACCUUGGAUAUUUCUUCAAAUCUUACUGUACAUCAGUGUUUAUUUUUCUGACUGUAGCACAUUCUGUUAAUUGUCUGUUAAAGGUUUUUUUAUUUUUAUUUUGUGGAGGUCUCACAAGACAUAAGAUAAAAGAUUCCACUCUCCUGCACUAACAUGUUCUAACUGACAUGGCCCAGAUACACUUCAAGAGUUAUUGCUUUCACUGCCAGACAGAAACCACCAUUCUGACAAUUUUGUCUUGAAAGCACAGGUUCCUUCUUCAGAGCCACAGAAAGAGCAAAAAUGAAAAGUAAACGAAUUCAAGGCAACCAUAAAAAAAACUGAAGAUUUCUGGCUUAUAUGACAUUAUACCUCAAUUCUAAGUAUCUUGGAUUUUCCUCAUCUUGUUUAUUAGCAUUCAUGUUACAGUAGAUAGGGGUUACCAGGCCUUCUCAUGAAAACUCCUUUAGGAUGUGGGUCACGUCAAACUGUAGUCUGUUGUUCUGUUAUUUCUUUGUCUGCAGUCUUAAAAUGCCUUUGUGUUGAACAUUAAAAACACUAAAGCUUCAAAUAGACAGCUUUUAGCUUCGAGGCCAAUCUGACAGGACAGAGUUUCAAAAUGCAAAGGCCAUACAUCUUCUCCUUUCUAAAGAUCAUUGUGUUACACAAAUGAGUCCUAGACAGAAAAUCCCCCCAACACCUUUCUUUGAAUUCUUAGGAACUCUCAUUGUGUGCAUGCAGAAACAACGUACAGCAUACUGAAUGGAACUGUAUUUGUAAAUGCAUGCCAUUCUGUUCUUGUUAGUGACUACGUAAGAUGGUUUCAAUAUUGCAGGCAGUGCUGCGAUACGAACCUGUACUCAAUGCUCCUCCACGGGAGUCAGAAAUCGAGUGUUGGAUAAUUUUGGUCACGUGGAGAAUGAGCGACUCAGCUGACAGGUUUAUAUGUUUAUGAUAUAUGUGUGUCUGUUUGUAAAGUUGUAAGUAAGGAUGUGGAUGUUCAAGAACACAGGUAUCCCCCUGAUCCAACAGCUUCUCUCAAGACAACCUUUUUACUUUGUCUAUCAUGAUGUGUAUUUCUUCCUAUGAAGAAAGAUAAAUGAAUAAAGCAGAGGGUUAAGCUGC
Amphiprion ocellaris (clown anemonefish) is the source of this 2156-nucleotide messenger RNA. Its product is annotated as dysbindin-like. Gene Ontology annotation, biological process: negative regulation of protein kinase activity. The coding region runs from base 278 to 922 and encodes 214 amino acids. The record is from RefSeq and is a predicted model, not a curated record. Gene Ontology annotation, cellular component: cytoplasm. Lineage: Eukaryota; Metazoa; Chordata; Actinopteri; Pomacentridae. The transcript is spliced from 4 exons.